AUGGUGAAAAAGAUCAAAGGACCAGUGGGUUCCUCAAAAGUCAAAGAGCAAUGAAGAGAAGUCUAUGACAAGAUAGCCAAAAUGAGAGAGACUAUUCAAGCUCCAGUAGAUGUGGAUGGUGCAAUCGCUACUUUUGAUAAUUCUAUUGAUCCAAAGUUAGCACGUUUCCAAACUUUAAUCGGAAUCCUUUUAAGUGCUCAAACAAAAGAUGCUACAACUGCUCGCGUUGUUGAAAAUCUUAAAGCUAAUGGUUUAACUCCACAAAGAAUGGCAGAGAUCUCUCUUAAAGAUUUAUCUGAAGAAAUCCAUGGGGUUCGCUUUCAAAACAAUAAAGCAAAGCACAUUAAAGAAACUGCUCAAAUUUUAUUAGAAAAAUAUGAUGGUGAUGUUCCUAAUGAUUUUAAAACAAUAGUAUCUUUGCCUGGGGUAGGCCUGAAGAUGGCUCAUAUGUUUCUGCAAGUUUGCUAUGGCAGUGUGGAAGGUAUCGCUGUAGAUACUCAUGUCCAUAGAGUUGCAAAUAGACUUGGUUGGGCUAAGUCCAAAAAACCUGAUGAUACUAUGGAGCAAUUGCAAGAUCUUUUGCCAAGAGAAUUGUGGGAUCAGGCCAAUACAAUUUUGGUAGGUUUCGGACAAGUAAUUUGUACCAAAAAGAACCCAAAAUGUGAAGAAUGCGAAGUAAAGAAUCUUUGUGAAUUUUAUAAUGCAAAGAAGAGGAAAUAA
Molecule: messenger RNA, 720 nt
Organism: Blepharisma stoltei
Lineage: Eukaryota; Ciliophora; Heterotrichea; Heterotrichida; Blepharismidae
Source: the annotation of a GenBank genome assembly